Lepus europaeus (European hare) is the source of this 900-nucleotide messenger RNA. It is a transcript of the gene RNF212B, whose product is annotated as ring finger protein 212B. Bases 1 to 900 code for a protein of 299 amino acids. The transcript is spliced from 15 exons. Gene Ontology annotation, cellular component: synaptonemal complex. The record is from RefSeq and is a predicted model, not a curated record. Gene Ontology annotation, biological process: protein sumoylation; homologous chromosome pairing at meiosis; reciprocal meiotic recombination. NCBI's taxonomy places the organism in Eukaryota, Metazoa, Chordata, Mammalia, Lagomorpha, Leporidae. Gene Ontology annotation, molecular function: SUMO transferase activity.
AUGGAUUGGUUUCAUUGCAACCAGUGUUUCCGAAAAGAUGGGGCACAUUUCUUUGUCACCAGCUGUGGCCAUAUUUUCUGUAAAACAUGUGUGACUCUGGAAAAAUGUGCUGUUUGUGGAACUGCCUGCAAGCAUCUAGCUCUUUCUGAUAAUCUGAAACCUCAGGAGAAAAUGUUCUUCAGAAGCCCUGUGGAGACAGCUUUGCAGUAUUUUAAUCACAUCUCUCAGGUGUGGAGUUUCCAGAAGAAACAAACAGAUCUCCUCAUCGCCUUUCAAAAGCAUAGAAUCACGAAGUUGGAAGCAGCCAUGCAAGAAGCACAGCAAACAAUGGCCAGCCAGGACAAAGAGCUGUCUAUGUUAAAAAAGGAGAAUGGAGAGCUGAAGAAAUAUCUAGCCCUUCUAAAGGAAUCUCCAAGUCGGUACCAAGGAAACAGGUUGACCACACCCCGGCCAGUGGGCAUUACUUCCCCGACACAGUCAGUGACUCCUCGACCCAGUUGCCAUCAUAGUAGCCAAGUGGUCAGUCGAUCUUCCUCAGUGGAGUCCAUCCCUUACAGAGUGGCUGACUUGGGUAGCAUAGGACAAGGAGGCAGAGGCCUGCAGGGAAGGAGCACUCCCAGGGACUCUUACACUGAAACCCCUUCCCCAGCUUCAUCUCACAGCCUUUCUUACAGGCCUUCAUCUGCCUCCUCUGGACAGGGGAUUUUUUCUUUCAGAUCGUCCCUAACUGGGGACUCGGGCCCCUUCAGAGUCCUCACUCCUAACAGUUCUGGUCCCAGGGAGGGCAGAGCCACACAGGACAGUCUUCCUGGUCUCCAGCUACCAGCCCUGCAGACUCUAUACCAACAGAGGCAGAUGGGAUUAGCCAGGGGGAAUGAAGCAUGGAGCACUUCGAGAUAG